AUGGUACGUCCUCUCCAGCUUCACGGCGAAGGCACUGGAGCGCUGUGUAGGUUUUUAGCGACACAUUUGAGCGCCAAGAAGCGGAAGGAUCAGAAUGUAAAGAAGCUAGUACAGGAAAAGUCAAAUAUUGUACUGACAACGCGUGAAUUGCGACAAAUGGCGACGUUAUUGAGUGAAUUACGAGCCUCUGAGCCCUCGACGCCCAGUCUCGUGUCGUUAUUGCGACAAGGAAAAGGUGUUUGUGUACGUGCAGUGGCUGUUGAGGAAGAAGAAGGAGAGGAAGAGCAAAAGAUCAAGGAGAUGAAGAUUCAAUGUGUGGCCAAGCGCCGUGAAAAGCUGCAGCGUCUGGAUGAGGAAAUGCAAUAUAGUAAUCUGAUACGUAACUUUAAGACGUCAUCGAUUACAAAGGAGCUGGCAAACUACCAGACAAAUGCACGUCAACAUUUCUCUAUUGGUGCAAAUAUGGUAAUGGCUCGGAUCACGGCAUUUGUUGCCGUGUAUUUUGUGGCGCAGAAUCUCACUGAUAACGAGACGACGAGACUUGUUGCUGGUCUUGGUGGUGCCAUUGUUAUGAUGGUCAUUGAGAUGGUGUUAUUUAUUGCACGUGCAGCAAAGAUUGAAAGUUUUGAACAGAAACAGAGGAAGGUUCCGAACAUCUUUUAG
Peronospora farinosa is the source of this 663-nucleotide messenger RNA. The record is from the annotation of a GenBank genome assembly. Lineage: Eukaryota; Oomycota; Peronosporomycetes; Peronosporales; Peronosporaceae.